Messenger RNA from Schistosoma bovis, 5615 nucleotides. NCBI's taxonomy places the organism in Eukaryota, Metazoa, Platyhelminthes, Trematoda, Strigeidida, Schistosomatidae. The record is from the annotation of a GenBank genome assembly.
AGUAGUGAAAGGCGGGUCAGCCAGUUUGCCUCUCAUAGAUGACGGGCAAUUCUAAUGAUAAGGUGAACCCGGACUUUUGUCGAGUUUGCCGAUGUGAGGGGACUGCUUCGAAACCUCUAUUUCAUCCUUGUUUGUGCACUGGGAGUAUUAAAUAUAUUCAUCAAGAUUGCCUCAUUCGUUGGCUUGAGUAUAGCAAAAGAAAUACUUGUGAAUUAUGUAAUCAUCGGUUUGCUUUCACUCGAAUUUAUGCAUCUGACACUCCACGAUUUCUGCCGCUCACCGUGUUGGCUGUGGGACUGGCCAACAGCUUGCGUCGAUUUGUACUAAACUGGAUUCACUUGUCGAUUGUCUUCACUGCAUGGUUGGUUGUAGUUCCUUUAUCUGCCUGUCGCAUGUACCGUUGUCUUUUUACUGGUAGCGUUUUCUCACUCCUCACACUUCCAUUAGAUAUGGUUUCCACAAAACACUUGUUACAAGAUUGUGUUCAGGGUUUCAUUAUUGUAAUCUUUGCAUUGGCCGCAUUUUUGGGUUAUGUUUCAUUGCGAGAACAACUUCUCCAAGGAACACCAGCAUGGUUGGAACGUGAUGCUCAUGCAGAAGCUCGUGGUGCUGAUCCUCCCCAUCCUCCUCGUCCUGCCGCUGGGGUCAAUGGUAGGCGACCUCUAUUUCCGGAUAUUUUCAAUAUUUUUGGUGUUGCAAAUGGUGGUGGUUUAGGUGCUGCAGUUUUCGGUGAAGGCAACGAAGAUCCUGUUGAACCUGAAAUAUUUAACAAUGAUGAACAGCAUCAUCAGACUGUUCAACAAGAAUUAGUGAAUUCUGAACAUAUCACGUGUUCCUCUUUAAAUCAACAACAACCGGUGAUUAACAGUGGUAUCUCAGAAACGUUAGAGCCUUCACAUGAAUCGGCAGAUACUGUAAAUCGUGGAUCAUCAUCUAAUCCACAACAAUUGGCUUGGUAUAUGGAAAAUACAGGAGUUAAUUUGGAGGGAGAUAUUCCUGACGAAGAUGGUAGAGCCAAUAACGAUCCAGCAGAUGCAGAUGGUGCACCAGAAGCUAUGAAUUGGAAACAUUUAUUGGGUCUAGAUGGAUCUUUAAAUUUUCUGGAACACGUUUUGUGGCUUAUUGCUUUAAAUACUUUGUUUAUUGUCAUAUUUGCCUUUUGUCCAUAUCAUAUGGGUCAGUUUACUGUGUUGGGAUUCAAUUUGGAGCGUUUUAUUAAUGCAACUCACAUGGAAGGGUUUAGUACAAGUUUAAUUGGUUACAUUAUUUUCGCUUUUGCUUUGAUUCUUAUGCAUGAAGUAUUCGCUAUCCUCAAUAUGCCUCGAGCUUGUUAUUGGACUGGUCUUGGUUAUAUAUACAUCAAAGUUGCUUUGGUUUCUUUAAUGGAAUUGGGUAUUUUCCCCAUUUUGUCUGGAUUUUGGAUAGAUGCUUGUACUUUGUCUCUUUUCAAUGCGACGUUAACUCAACGAGCUAGUGUAUUUCAUUAUGCACCAGUUGCUUUUACCUUUAUUCAUUGGGCAAUUGGAAUGUUGUACAUAUUUUAUAUGGCGUCUUUGCUUGUACUGGGUCGAAGUGUACUACGUCCUGGUGUUCUACGCUUCAUAUAUCAUUUUAAUGAUCCUGAUUAUAAGCCUAUUCAAGAUAUGAUACUUCAACCAUUACCACUAUACAUACAACGUUUGAUUGCUACUUAUUCAGUUUGGGGUAUAUUAAUUGUACUCAUGCUAUGGUUACCUACAGAAGUUAUUCGGCAUUUCUUUCCUAAAUUCUUGCCAUUUCGUAUUAAUGCAGCUUAUGACAGUCCAUUGGAUUAUUCAUUGGAAAUGAUAUUAUUACAAGUUGUUCUACCAUUCUUAUUGGAUAAUCACGCUAAAACAACUCUUCGUCAGAUUUUACGUUGGUGGUGUAUAUGUGUAUCAUGGUUGCUUGGUUUACGUAGUUACUUGCUCGGUGAUAUUCCAUUUUCACCAGGGGAUUUUAUUGUUACUGAAAAUGGAACUGAAGUACCAUACAAACAACGUCGAGAUUCUCAUAAUCAAACAUCUAAUUUGAAUAAUCAUUCGGGAUUCAUGUCUGUAGAAUCGUCUCAACGGACAUUGACUAAUGAACCAGACGAUAUUUCGACAGAUUUGUAUGCUCCAAACUUAUCAUCGCCGUCAUCAUCUUAUGGACAGAUUACUUCAACAAAUAAUCGAUUUCGUGAACAAUCCCAACCUGAAAAUAAUGAACAAGAUAACGUUAAUCAUGCAAAUGCUGAUUAUGAUAACGAUGAUGAUACAGAUUUUACUCGUUAUGUUCCAUAUAAACGAGGAAAUUUCUUCAAAUUACGAAUUACUGGCUUAAUCCUAAUAUUAAUUACUAGUUUGAUAUCUUUAAGUUUAACUGUACUAAUUGUACCAGUUGGUAUUGGACGUUUAUUAUUGUUGAAUUUAAGCGGAAGUGGUUCUACAUCAAAGCAUGAUGCUAUCGCUUUAGUUGGUGGAUUCACUGUUCUGGGAAUAAUUCUCCGUCUAGCUCCUUGCAUACCACAUCUUUUCAAUGGAAUUUAUCGAAUUAUUAUGUUGAUUGGUCAAAGUGGUAGUUUAAUUAGCUGGUCUAGACCAUUACGUGUAUUUAGAAUUUGGACUCGUUUAGGUACAACAUGUGAAAUUACAAUACGACGACCAGCAUUACCAAUGGCUCCUAUGAUUGAUUUAAAUCGACAUUAUGGAUUUCAAUCUACUGUGGAUAUGAAUAUUGGGAUAUAUCUACAAAAUUAUCUACGAAUAUUAAUAAAUUGGUUACGUCUAUUUUGUAUUGCUGUAAUAUGUCUGGGCAUUCUCCCAACAGCUUUAGGAUUAUUAAUCAACUUCAUUUUCAUUGUACCCUUCCGUAUUGGACCCAAAAAAACCAUUAUUGUUGGGUUUUGGGAGCAUUGGAUAUUUGGUAUUAUGCAUUUAAAAGUGGUUAUCUUACUUACUCUUCUUGGACCGCCAUGGUGGUUACGAAAUCGUUUAGAAUUAUUUCAUGAUGAAAUGACACAUCAUCGACAAGAUGCUCGUUGUAUGCGUUUACUUUGGGCAAUCGCACCAUUGCUUGUAACUAUUGGAUUAUCGUUAAGUGUACCAUAUUUAUUGGCUUAUUAUAUUAGUCCAUUAAUCGGUAAGAUUUUUACCUAGCUGUGUAACUUUCAAGAAUCCUGAUUGUUUAUUUAUUGUGUUGAUUGCUUUUAAAGUACAUAUAUUCACUGGUUGGUCUAUACUAAACAUCUAUUUGUUUAAUAAAUAAGAACUUUCGUCUAAAUUUGAACGAAUAGUUUAACAAUAUUUGAGCGCCGAGUUUAUGCGAGACAUUAAAGUGGAAGAAUGUUUUUGUAAAAUCUCAGCGAAAGAAUUUGAAGUAAAUCCAACGUUUCACCUGAUAAUCUGGUCCAAGGUUUUUCAAAGUGAUCAAGAAGUUGCUAAGUUGCGUAAUGUAAGAAACAAAGAAGGAACAGAAUUUUAACGGAUGGUCAAUAGGAUGGUAGUUACGUAAGAAUCAAGAGAUAAAUGUUGAGAAGUUAUUAAGUUCCACAUAUUUCCAUUUAUCGGUUGUACUGUUACUGAUAGGAAAACAUAUAGCUUAAAGCGAAAUAUUGAGAAUACAAGCUAUAUUUUGAUUAAUUUUUCUUUAGCAUUGUUAGCUAGGUAACCGUGUUUCUACGGCUUCUGAUUAUCGAAUUGAAUCUUAUAUUUCCAAUGUAUAUAUGUAUUUAUGUAUCACUAUUACCUACGUAAUAAUAAUUUCUUAUUGACUUGUUUAUUUCCCUACAGCAUUAGAUAGCGAAGUUGCAUUUCGAUACAUAUAUCCAUUUCUUUUCGCCAUGUUCAUCUGUUCAGUGUUAUUGAUUCUGUGUAUCGACCAAAUUCGACGUCUUUAUUUGCAUAUUAAAGAUGAAAAGUAGGUUUGUAGUAAAAGUCUUAUUAUUCUGUGUAGUCGAUCAUUUAAAACAUAAAAUAUUUGUUCAAUAAAUAGGCAAAAUAAUGAGGUCAUACAUAGUAACUUCACAUUUUCCUCUUCCUUUGUGACUACAAUCUUGAUUUCCGAUUAUUUCUGAACACCCUCAGAAGUUAAACAUUUCUAGUGAGUACAGUGACUGUUAUUUACGUACCUGCAGAUGGAAUUAAUGGUCUCUGUGAGUGGAACAUAAGUGAAUAAUGGUUCGACAUCCAGAGAUAGCAUAAUUUUGUCAUUUAUACUCACUUCUUUUAUGUGCUCAAUAAAUUCAGGAGUAUCACGUAUGGAGUGAUUACAAAUGUGUUUUCUGAUGGGUUCUAAGAGAUUUGUCAGCCACUUUGUGAUAAAAUGGUAAGGAGAUCCUGACAUAUCGAGAAUAGGUCUGAGAGGUAGGACAGGUUUGUGUAUUUUUUGGCAUACCAUAUAGUCGCUGUAAUAAUGAUCCUGUUGGUUUUAUUCGCUCAAAGACAUGUCCUUCAAUUAACUUAUCAUUUUUCAUUCUUUCAAGAACUUCAAUUAGUUGUUUUUCUAUAACUUGUCUUGUUUUUCUCAUUGAUUGGUUUUGAGAAUUUGGUGUCAUCUGCUAACAGCGUUGUCAUUUUUUCAACAUAAUUAUUGCGGUUUAGCAGCACUAAACCAGCACCUUCAACUGGACGUGUUAUGAUCAAUUCUUUAUUAGUUCUAAGUAGUUUUAGGUGAUUUCUAUGUUCUUUCGUUAGAAGACUUUUGUGCUAAUAUAUUGGUUGCAGCUAUCGAGAAGAGUAGAUUUGAAACGUUGGAAUUCUUGGUCAAAGACUGGAUUAAGACUAUUAGAUUAAAUUCUCGAACUGAACAUGUGAGGAUUUUAUUAAUUUUUUUAUUUCAUCUUUAAUGUACUAUCACAACUAAAAACUGAACAGAUUUAAAAUAAAGAAAUUUCAAUGAAGGAUAUGUUUGUUUUCAACGAAAUUAUUUAAUUUAGCUAUAAAUCCAUGAUCAAAGAGGUUAGAGAACAGUAGCAGGAUGAAAAUAAUUUACGGGACAGAUAUGAAGACAAAACUGAUGUUGAUUUCGUCGUUUUUUUUAGUUUUAUUCAAUGACAAAAUAGAUUGAAGUUUGAACCUAUUACACACAUGAAAUAUGUAAACGUGCAUAGAUCCCUUUUUGAAGCUCAUUUUAAGCUGUAUAUAUUAAAAUCUUCAAAUUUUUAAAAAAAUAAAUUUUUAGAUAUUUAGUUGGAAAACAACUGCUAAAUUUUCGACCAUCACCAAGUCAAUCAUUAGUUCCAGCAUCAUCAUCAUGACUAUCCAAUUGCCAGUUAGUUAAUUUGGACAUACACUACUAAUUCACAUUGUCUAGACAUGUAAAGAUCAUCACUUGGUAUUUUUUGGAAAGAAUCCCGCAACUUCACGUCUGGAACAACAUUUUUUUCGUACUCACUAAUGAUAUUUUCUGUUUCUAACAACCCAACAUUUUUAAAGAAUAUCGCUGUUAGAGUAUUAUUUUGCAUAUACAAUAAAUAUACACCUCCCCAACUCGGGCACACAAACAAGUACACUAAUCAAUGAUCUUUGAUUUAUUCUGUAUUUAAAAUAUUUUCUCGAAAAAAACAAACAAACGCGACUAGACAAUAUUUAUAAAAAUACAUUUUUCUUAUAUCA